UCCCCACCUGCAGCCCCUCCUCCUGCCGCUGCCGGGCGGAUCAAACGCGGUCCUCGCCCUUCCAGGGCCUCCGCGGGUCCUUCUAUCUGCCCCACGUCCCCUCUGGCCUCUUCAUUCCUUCCUCUCGGUCCUCCUGCUCCUCCUCCCCGGGCUCUCCGGCCUCCCAUUCAUUCCGGCCGCUCCCUCCCCUUUCCUCUCUGCUGCCGGGGCCCUCUCCCCUAGAGCCUCCUCGCGCGGACCCCCUCUGCAUUCUCGGGGUUCUUGGCACAUUCAUGGAAGUUUAGGGCCUGGACGGUGGCCCCCAAGUCCGGCCUGAGCGCAGCCCGAGCUGCUGGCGGGGAAGAGGAAGAUGUCUGUGCUUAGGCGGAUGAUGCGGGUCUCCAAUCGCUCCCUCCUGGCCUUCAUCUUCUUCUUCUCGCUCUCCACGUCUUGUCUCUACUUCAUCUAUGUGGCUCCAGGCAUCGCCAACACAUAUCUCUUUAUGGUACAAGCUCGAGGCAUAAUGUUGAGAGAAAAUGUGAAAACAAUAGGACAUAUGAUCAGGUUGUACACAAAUAAAAACACUACACUCAACGGUACAGAUUAUCCUGAAGGCAAUAAUUCAAGUGAUUAUCUCAUUCAAACAACAACGUAUCUUCCAGAAAACUUCACUUAUUCACCAUACCUCCCCUGCCCAGAAAAACUGCCUUACAUGAGGGGAUACCUCAAUGUCAAUGUAAGUGAAGUCAGUUUUGAUGAAAUUCAUCAACUCUUCUCCAAGGAUUCAGAUAUCGAACCAGGAGGUCACUGGAGGCCUAAAGACUGUAAACCUAGGUGGAAGGUGGCAGUUCUUAUUCCUUUCCGUAAUCGCCAUGAACAUCUCCCAAUAUUUUUCUUGCAUCUGAUUCCAAUGCUUCAGAAACAGCGGCUAGAAUUUGCCUUUUAUGUCAUUGAACAGACUGGCACACAACCUUUUAACCGUGCAAUGCUUUUCAAUGUGGGCUUUAAAGAGGCCAUGAAAGACAGUAUAUGGGACUGUGUGAUAUUCCAUGAUGUGGAUCAUCUACCCGAAAAUGACCGAAAUUAUUAUGGAUGUGGAGAAAUGCCUCGUCAUUUUGCAGCAAAGCUGGAUAAAUACAUGUAUAUUCUUCCAUAUAAAGAGUUUUUUGGUGGAGUAAGUGGACUGACAGUGGAACAGUUUAGAAAGAUCAAUGGUUUUCCUAAUGCCUUCUGGGGAUGGGGAGGAGAAGAUGAUGACCUUUGGAAUAGAGUUCACUAUGCAGGAUAUAAUGUAACAAGACCAGAGGGAGACUUGGGAAAAUACAAGUCUAUUCCUCAUCACCAUCGAGGUGAAGUCCAGUUCUUAGGACGGUAUAAAUUACUAAGAUACUCAAAAGAGCGCCAGUACAUCGAUGGUUUGAACAAUUUAAUAUGUACGCCAAAAAUACUGGUUGAUAGGUUGUAUACAAAUAUAUCUGUAAAUCUCAUGCCAGAGUUAGCUCCAAUCGAAGACUAUUAAAGAAGUAGCUCUCAUGGCAAGAUAGACCAAGUGCUGGAUCAUAAACUCAUAGUGCACUCUUAAUGGAGGUCAGUGAAUGGAUGUGUCACAGUGCCCUGUUCUGUGAGAAGGAUACACCUAGCAGUCCUCAGUGCUCAUGAUGUGGGACUAUGCACAGCCCACCUUCUUCCACUCGUUCUCUACUCUGAGACACUCCCAUGGCGAGCACUGCAGACCCCAGACUGAAGUUAAGCGAGCACCCAACAAAGAGAAAAUUUUUAUACUCAAAUCUAAUUUAAUUGAAGAGAAUGCUUUAUUUCCGUUUAAAUAUAUUUUGUACAUAUGUGAUGUAAAUUAAUGUGUUCAAAUUGUUGAAAAAUAAGGUGUGUUGCAGAUUUGCAUGUAAUUGGUUAUGCCUUUAUUGGACUUUUAUAGGCAUUUUUUAUUUGCAUGGAAAAAAAGAAAUUGUAAUUUAUGUUACUAAACAAAGGUUAAUCCUUGUGUGAGAUGAAGGAACUGUCAAUAAUUGACAGCCAACUAAUACAGUAAACUGUUAUACUAGUUUUGAGCUUUAGACCUUCAGCCUUUUGUAUGGAAGAAGUCAUAGCUCUCUUAGGGUUUUAAAGGGUAAGAAGAAAAGGCUUAAAUAACUUUUCUUCCUUGCCAGGAUUACCUAUUUUUUUCCUUGCUUGCAAUCUCAUCAGAUUUUGCUAAAUCACAACCAUAUUGUUUAUGCAUAUUGCAUGAGUAUUGGCAAGAAAAUCUUUAAAGUUGUGAUGUGACAUGAUAUAAUGGACCUCUUUAUGUCUUUCAUGAUGUACCUCUGGUGUAAAUGUCAGGGAUUUUGUGCCUCGAAAAAUAUUUCCAAGGUUUUUUGUGUUUGUAUGCUGUUUUUUUUUUUUUUAAUUCAUAGCAAAUAGCACUUUUAUUAUUUCUAGUUCAGAAAGCCAAAAAAAUCCAAACAAUUUUUUUAAAAGAUGAGCUCUGGAAAACCCAUUAGUACCUACAAUAUACAAAUGAAUUAUACUAUUAGAUAAAUAUUCUAUUUUUAUGAAGAUAAAUGGUAGAUAAAAACAAAUUUAAGUUUAAUUCUCAGACUUAUAUUGAUAGAAAUUUUAAGUUUAGAAGGAAUCCUUUAAUUUCACCCAAUUUUAUUCAGACUAUUUUUUUUCAUUUUUAUUACAUCUCUGGUAUUAAAAUUUCCUCACUAAAAGCAUAACAAUAGAAUUAUAUUGAAAUACAUAAUCAGUUAUUUAAAUGCAUUGAUGUUAUAAGACACUGCUCUGAAAACAGUUCUUACUACCUGAUAUCAAGUAUAUUAUUUUAUUUUAUAUUAUUAAGUAUAUUAUUUUAUUCUUGACCUCGGGUUUUAAGUUUAAUAUUCAAGUGUUAUUUUCUUUGGCAGUAUUGGUAACACAAAUGAAUGUGAACCAAGCUAAAAUAAUUGAAAUUCUUUACCUUUGAGAAAACUGACAGCUUUCUGUUAUGAUACCAAGCAGAAUUUUUCCACGUAUAUUUCUUAGACAUAUUUUCAAAAUAAUGGACUUAUUUUCAUUUUUGCUGGUACUCAAUGAAAAAUCAGACCUAAAAUGUAAGAGAUUUUUUACUUAAUUUAUGUAUCUGUUCAUUUUAUGUGUCUCAUAACCAUUGUAAUUGUUGUUUUUUUAUUUGAUGAAAGAAAGUAGAUUGAGGAUGUUGACAGUUAGUUGUUGAUCACUAGAGAAGAUUGUAAGGGCAUAGAAGCAUAAUUAUCCCAAUAAGAUUAAAUAUUUUAGUUGUGGGAAAAAUGAGGGCUGUUUCUGAAUCUUAUUAGGAAAACACAUUUGUGAGAAGAUAGAAUGUUUUUAAUUUUCAUAUAUUACAGUUUCAGGAGAACUCAGUACCUCUAUCAUAUGCCUUAUUUUCUUUGAGUAAGGCUAAUAGUAAUUUUUGUUUUAGGAAUUUUUUGGUUUUGGAUGAAUAUUUUACUUUUUCUUUUUUAAGUUUUUAAUGUGGUAUGUCUCCUGUGAAAACCAUCUUACUACUUUUGUUUUUGGUUAUACUUUUUAAGUACAUGCCUAAAAUUCAUUUUUGCCUAUAGUGGCUUUUAUAUGUUUCCAUAAAAGAGCACUUUGCCCAGUUAUGAUCAUAAAUCUCCAUGAAAAUUAGCAAAGGCAUUGCAAAUGCAAACUUUUCUUUACAGUUAUGUUUGUUAGAUUUAAUAGGAAACAUAUAUCAAUUGCUUACUCUGAGUCAGAAGCAAUGCUAGAUAUAUCUACAGAAAAAGUAUUAUUUCAUUUCUAAACAAAUCAAGUCAAGCAAGUUGAAACCUUUUUAAAAUUAUGCUGACAUCUGAUAACUUAUUUCUUGUAUUUUUCAGUCUUAAAGUCAAGAAACAUAUACAUGUGUAUGUAGAGUUAUUAUAAGGUCCCUGUGGCACUACUGGGAAAGUUAUUUAGUGCCUUUCAACUAGAAAAAAUAGUAAUGAUUAAUGGGCCUGUUUGUAGAAAAGAAAAGGGAAAAGUAUAGAUGUUUGCUAUAACAUAAUUCACAGUGGAGCGAGGUAUUGAAAUGUUAGCCAAAAUUAGGGUUUAAUGAGUAUUUUUCUAAUCUAAAUUUACAUUUCUUUUUGUAUUUUGUGUCAAGGUGUUCAGUAAGAAAACCUUAUUUACAAUAUUAUGUAAAUACAAAAUUAUAUGUUAAAAAUUUGCUUAUACUCCUUUCCCAGUCAAAAUAUUGAUACCCAUUUUAAAACAAAAUGGGAAAAAUAUCUAAUACAAUAUUCUCCUACUUUUGGAGGCUCCCUACAAGAAAAAGAAGGUUUUGCAUGAUUUUAUUUGGCCUUUGCUAGUCCCUGUUUUAUUUUUUUUACAUGCUUUUCAGACAAAUAUUAAUAUUCUAGAUUUAUUAUCUUGUAUUUGAAGGUAUACCUAUUGAGAGAACUAAAAUGGUAAUUGUGUUGUAUAUGAGAACGAAGUAUACCUAAGUUUAUUUUAUUUAUUUAGAUCCGAAAGGCUUCUACAUAAAUGCACUGAAAUACAUGCUAGUAAUUUCUUGUACUCUCAUUUUUUUUUUUUUUUUUGCUUCUCAUGGAAAUGUUUGUACUUUUUUAUCAUUGUCUUUUAUGAAAUAUAAUGUUCUAAAGACUUUGUGUGAUGAUGUAAUUAUUUUUUUCUCAGAACCUUUUUUUGGGUUAUCUUGGAUUUUCGUAAUGUUUGUUUUCCUAAAUUUCAAGUGAAUUGCUUAUAAAUAAUUGCCCUUGGAUUGCAACAUCAGCAUAAAGUGAUCACAGUUUUUCAAUAGUUUCAGUUAAAUACAUUUAAAGAUCAUAGCUUUUAUCCUAAAAGGACAUGGUAAUUCCCUUCUUGUUUUUCAGGUAUCACGUAGUAGUGAAGAUUUAAAGCAAACAGACAAAUUUCAGAAAUACCUAGGGGCUAGAUUUGUAUUUGAGACUAGAUUGUGAGAUCAUGACCAUUAUCAAUUUAUUUCUGAAUGAAUUCUAAGUAGCAAUCUUUAUGCAUAGUUUGGUUUAUUGUCACUAUGUAUCACAAAU
This is a messenger RNA of Talpa occidentalis (Iberian mole), 5009 nucleotides long. It is a transcript of the gene B4GALT6, whose product is annotated as beta-1,4-galactosyltransferase 6. The transcript is spliced from 9 exons. Gene Ontology annotation, biological process: carbohydrate metabolic process; glycosphingolipid biosynthetic process. The record is from RefSeq and is a predicted model, not a curated record. Gene Ontology annotation, molecular function: UDP-galactose:glucosylceramide beta-1,4-galactosyltransferase activity. Bases 350 to 1498 code for a protein of 382 amino acids. Lineage: Eukaryota; Metazoa; Chordata; Mammalia; Eulipotyphla; Talpidae.